Messenger RNA from Penicillium cataractarum, 1419 nucleotides. RefSeq names its product cysteine hydrolase family protein. Lineage: Eukaryota; Fungi; Ascomycota; Eurotiomycetes; Eurotiales; Aspergillaceae. The record is from RefSeq and is a predicted model, not a curated record. The transcript has 4 exons. Bases 1 to 1419 code for a protein of 472 amino acids.
AUGGAUCCGCUAGACCCCGAACUGCAAGGCAAUAACCAGCCGCCCGAUCUGGGUUAUUAUUCCUCGGAGUUGGAGCUGUCCCCGGGGUCCUGGGGUAUCGCUCCUCGUGAACAGUGCUGGCCAGCAUCUCCUCCGCUUGACAUUGAUUACCUUGAGGGACCGUCGCCCAACGACCUUCCUCGAGACGACAUGGCGGACCCCUCUGAUCUGAACCUGGACGCCCCCAGCGACCUCCAGGACAUUCCUGACCUGGCCAUGCAAUUGCUUCCCCCACCCGAGGCAACGUACCCUGACAAGUUAGUCCUAUCAAUUUUGAACCCAUGCUUCCUGAUUCCCCGUGCUAACCGUCUUCUAUCUAGAGCCUCCCUGCUCGCUGCCGUCCAGAGUCAUGGCAAAGCCCACGGCUACAACGUGGUGGUUAAAUCCUCGAGUACCCCGACAGAGAAGAAGCCAGGCCGAACUGCAAAGGUGUGGCUGCGUUGCGAUCGUGGUGGUCACUAUCGGCCUCGCAAUGGACUCACCGAGGAGACUCGGAAGCGCCGCCGAACUUCGCGCCUGAUGGACUGCCCAUUCAUGCUCGUCGCAGCUGGUUCCCCCGGAAUCUGGAGCUUGACCGUCUUGAAUCCAACCCACAACCAUGGACCUAUUGUGGACAAACCCCGACAGCCGCCUCAUCACAAGGUGCGCAAAGGUCAAGUGGCUGCCACUCCCUACGAUUGGCCCCACGAUUGCACCUUUACUCCCUACACGACUGCUCUGGUCAUCAUUGAUAUGCAAAAGGACUUUUGCGCUCCGGGCGGAUACAUGCAUUAUCAGGGUUAUGAUAUCUCUGCAGCCCAAGCUCUGAUUCCUCAGCUGCAGCACCUACUGCAAGCUUUCCGCUCUGCCGGAUUUCCAGUGUAUCAUACUCGUGAGGGCCACCGACCAGAUUUGUCUACUCUCUCCAGUCGCGAGGCUUAUCGUUCUCGUAACAACGCUACUGGUCUCGGAAUUGGCUCCCCAGGCCCUAUGGGCCGUCUGCUGAUCCGUGGCGAGAUGGGUCAUGAUAUUGUUGAUGAGCUGUACCCUAUUCAGGGUGAGCCAAUUAUCGACAAGCCCGGACGCGGCGCUUUCGCACACACCGACUUUGAGCUCCUUUUGCGCAACAAAAAUAUCAAGAACCUCGUCAUUGCCGGUGUCACAACCGACGUCUGCGUCUCAACCACCAUGCGUGAGGCUAAUGAUCGUGGAUUCGAUUGUGUGGUCUUGGACGAUGGUACUGCGGCUGCUGAGCCUGGUCUUCACACUGCCACUAUGGAGUCCGUUAAGAUGGAAGGUGGCAUCUUCGGCGCCGUCGCCAAGCUUGACGACGUGGUGCAGGCUGUCGAUAAUUUCAAGGUUGCUACCAUGAAGAAGCAGCCCCCUCAGAUGGCAGGUUAA